Molecule: messenger RNA, 1293 nt
Organism: Schistocerca piceifrons (Central American locust)
Lineage: Eukaryota; Metazoa; Arthropoda; Insecta; Orthoptera; Acrididae
Product: proline-rich protein 12-like
Exons: 6
Coding region: 1-1293 (430 amino acids)
Source: RefSeq, a predicted model, not a curated record
AUGAGAGCAGGUGAACUAGAAUCGCAACAGCAGCACGUGGAGCCGGCAGAGGGAGGCCUCUCUAAGUCAAACAGUGCACUGUCGUACGGCGCAGAGCGGCUGGCAGCGCGUGCGCAGACCGGAGCAGCGCGCGUGCGCCACCCCCCUCCCGGUGGUGACUUGGCUGCUUCCGGCAGCGGUAGCGGCACGCGGUUCAGCCGAGCAGCAGAGAUGCUGGCGCCACUAGCAACGGUCGAUAGCGGAGCCGCCGCUGCACCGCCGCCCAGCCGUGUGGGCGUCGUGCUUCACCGCCACACACUGAGCACUAGCUGCGGCGGUGACGCUCCCGCUGCCGCUGAGCGAGCCCAAGGCCGGCUGUCGGCCGCCGGCCGGCGGGACGCCCUUGGCAUUUCCGAGGCUCUCAUUCACGUCGCCGUAGACGCGGACGCUCCCAGCCCGGGGCCUUCCCCACACUCCGUCUCUGCCGCGCCGACAACAAAGCACGACCACGGCCUCAACUGGAUGGCUACUCGCCCGGCGGCGGCGAGGAACAAAGGCAGCGCGGCAGGGUGGGGCCGUGUUUGUAAACACGGGCCGCGCGCCCGCGGGGAGCGACCACGGCCCGGCUGCGGCUCGCGAGGCAGGCCGGCAGGGCCGCGAUCAAUAGCCUCCCGGUGCGCACGUGCCGCCGGCGACCUGCCGCCGCCACCGCCACUGGUGCCCGCCUCUCCAGCACGGCGCUUGAAGGCCGCCACACGCUGCCCACAGCGCGCUGACGUGACGUCACGGCUCGUCUGCGUGGGCGGGCGUCGCGCCGUGACGUGGCAACAGCGCGGCUGGCUGGCUGGCCGGCCGGCGUUUGAGGCCGCGGCCUCGUUCGUGACCAGCGCCGGGAAUGCACCUCCACCUCCACCUCCGCCGCCACCGCCACCGCCAGCUACAGUGCGUCCGCCCGCCCACUGGCCUUCUGGAGAUCGCGCUGGCCAAGGCGAGCAAAACCUAAAUCACAAGUUACUUCCACAACGUUUUGGGAACUCGGAGAGGGCGCAGCCCGCCAGAGGCGCGCUCCCGCCUGUCCGGCGCGGCGGGCGUCGUGUUCCACGAGGGCUGCAUCGAUCUGCAGCCGCGCCGUGGCCUGGCCUAGCGCUUAAUGGCUGCUCACCCGUGUCCGUGCCCUUCAGCUCGAGUUAUACUGCCGCCGCCGCCGUCACAAGAGCUGCUUGCAAACAGACGCGGAGGGGGAAACAGCGCAACAGUAAUGCCAACCUCUACUCUCCUUCACUCACUCACAAACUCAACGGAACAGCAGUUUGA